Messenger RNA from Esox lucius (northern pike), 2673 nucleotides. RefSeq names its product cytohesin-3. Bases 497 to 1669 code for a protein of 390 amino acids. Gene Ontology annotation, molecular function: guanyl-nucleotide exchange factor activity. Gene Ontology annotation, biological process: regulation of ARF protein signal transduction. Lineage: Eukaryota; Metazoa; Chordata; Actinopteri; Esociformes; Esocidae. The record is from RefSeq and is a predicted model, not a curated record. The transcript is spliced from 14 exons.
UUACAUUGGAGUAACUGGCUAAAGAGGGAUGUUAGUGUCAGGAUAGCUAUUCACAUCGGAUUAAAUAAAUCAAAUGUAACAUUUUUCGUUUACAUUCAACAUCUUUAUUGGUAAUACAUGGAUCUUUAUUUACUGGCAGAAAGCUAUUUAUUUCGUGUGUACGGAUUUUGUUAUGAUACAUGCUCGCUGUUGCAUUUCGACUGUGCACAGCUCAGUUGUCUGUGAAUCGUCGGUGUGUCAUUAUAGUAUCAGCCGUUCAGCUGUCAUAAAAGCACAUCUACCUUGACGUUUAAGUUUGACCCAUAGAUCAGAUUUUUGGAAGACUGUGUCAUCGUUACAUUAAAAAAUGGACGAAGAAAAUCAAGAUGACCAUGCUAAACUACAGACUGUGGCAUCCAAUUGUGCUUGCAUGAUGCAAGACAACACACAGGCACGCAAGAAAAUGCAGCCAGGAUAAUCUUUGAACACUCAACCGGGGGUAAAGAAGAACAUGUAAAUGUAUUUACCUGAGGAUCUCUCACUGGACGAGAGGGAUGAACUGUCAAAUAUCCGACGGAGGAAGCGGGAACUGCUGGAUGAUAUUGAGCGCUUAAAGUUUGAGAUAGCUGAAGUCAUGACUGAGAUCGAGCAGCUAACGUGUGUAGGAGAAAGCAAAACAACACAAAGAAACAAACAGAUUGCCAUGGGGAGGAAGAAAUUCAACAUGGACCCUAAGAAGGGGAUCCAGUUUCUCCUGGAGAAUGACCUUCUGCAGCACACCCCAGAAGACAUUUCUCAGUUCCUCUACAAGGGCGAGGGCCUGAACAAGACUGUCAUUGGAGAUUACUUAGGGGAGCGAGAUGAGUUUAAUCUCAAGGUGCUCCAGGCUUUUGUAGAGCUCCAUGAGUUUGCUGACCUCAACCUUGUCCAGGCCUUAAGGCAGUUCCUGUGGAGUUUUCGUCUGCCUGGUGAGGCUCAGAAGAUCGACCGGAUGAUGGAGGCGUUUGCCUCACGCUACUGCAGCUGUAACCCUGGGGUGUUCCAGUCAACAGACACCUGUUAUGUUCUGUCAUUUGCCAUCAUCAUGCUGAACACCAGCCUGCACAACCCCAACGUGAGAGACAAGCCCCCUGUGGAGCGAUUCAUCUCCAUGAACAGAGGCAUCAACGAGGGGGGGGACCUGCCUGAAGAACUACUCAGGAAUUUAUUUGACAGCAUCAAAAAUGAGCCUUUCAAAAUCCCAGAGGAUGAUGGUAACGACCUGACGCACACUUUCUUCAACCCAGACCGAGAGGGAUGGCUGCUGAAACUAGGUGGAAGAGUGAAGACCUGGAAAAGACGGUGGUUCAUUCUGACUGACAACUGCCUGUACUACUUUGAAUACACAACAGACAAGGAACCUCGUGGGAUCAUUCCUCUAGAGAACCUGAGUAUCAGAGAAGUGGAAGAACCCAGGAAACCUAACUGUUUCGAGCUUUACAACCCGAACCACAAGGGUUCGGUGAUCAAGGCGUGUAAGACAGAGGCGGAUGGCCGGGUCGUCGAGGGCAACCACACAGUCUACAGGAUAUCCGCUCCCACAACUGAGGAGAAAGAAGAGUGGAUCAAAUCAAUUAAAGCAAGCAUCAGCAGGGAUCCUUUCUAUGACAUGCUGGCAACCAGGAAGCGUCGAAUAGCAAAUAAGAAGUGAGGAGGACCAAGCAGUCACAACCACCCCAUCAUCGGUGACACCAGCAUAAGCCCCCUUCAGUCCAGGAGGUCUGGGAUUUGGGGAUUGACUUUUGGAUGCAACACCUCCCUCUCCAUUUCAACAAUAUGGAGAAAGGACAAGAUGAGGAAGGGCACUUGACUUUUUGGUCAUCAGUUUAUCUUCAGAUGUUGUGUGAAUGCAAUUCACACAACUGUAAUUUUUGUAAUAUGUGAAGUACCGUGUUUGGAUGUACAGUUGUAAAGAGGACACGAUGCAAAAAACGUCCCUGUAACAUGCACUACGUAUGGGACUGUGUGGGCUAACCAGCUGCCCCCACACACGUCCACAAAGACUGGGCUUUCCCCACAUUGAAGAAACAAGGGGCAUGGAUAUUGUGGGUAGCUCCACAUUUCCUUCUAGUGGAUAAGUUAGGUAUGAUUUGAAAGAAGAGCCUCAAACUUAUGAAUCAGCUGGUCUGAUUUUUCACCCCUGAAACAACUGUGAUACAAAUACACUAACAAAUACAGGGUUUAUUUUCUCAAUUUCCUUGUUUUAUCAUGGGAUACCAAUUAAAGUCAGUCCUUAUCAUAGAAAUAUUUCUAUGGUUAAGGUGACUUGUGAAGAAUUAUGCCAUUGUCUUAGAGCUAUAAUAUACUGUAAAUAACAGCAACAUUAAUUGUCAUGUUUAAACAGUUAAGCAAAGCUAGUUUGUGAAUUGAUUGAAAGUCCACCGCUAUAAAUCGGUCGUUUGUUUUUAAUAUUUAUUUUCUUGAAUUACAAAAGUUAAUUACCCCUUUACCUUGCGUGUGUAUAUAUACUGUACCUAUGUUUUUUGUCAUUUAUUUUUUGUGUUUCAGUAGCAUGUGAAAGCUUAGUCUACACCCGUUUGUUCACGUUUCAAAGUUAAGCAAUGAAUGCCAUGGACGAAACCAUAUACUCAAACUCCUAACAGAGGAUAAUUGUUAUAUUUCGAAAAUGAACGGACAAUAAAGUGUAUGAGCAAA